Fusarium subglutinans is the source of this 1908-nucleotide messenger RNA. RefSeq names its product kinesin light chain 2. The transcript is spliced from 3 exons. Gene Ontology annotation, molecular function: protein binding. The record is from RefSeq and is a predicted model, not a curated record. The coding region runs from base 1 to 1908 and encodes 635 amino acids. Lineage: Eukaryota; Fungi; Ascomycota; Sordariomycetes; Hypocreales; Nectriaceae.
AUGGAUCCUCCCUGGUUCACAGCUCCAAACGAUUUCUCCAAUGAAUUCCACAAUUUUGGUCAACCAUUUCUUGGCACACACCUACCUAGUUUCGAGAUCCCAGCUCCACACGAAGAGGUUCUUGAUAGACACUUUGUCGCAGACCAAAACCAUUCCUAUGCUCCACUGGAUCCUGCUUAUGACUUCUUCAUCCAAGGGCUCCAGGAUGGCUCCUCUGUGGACAACUUAGAUGGUCUGGGGGCGGCCCAAAUUACGCCUACUGCUACAACGGGUCCUCCCCGAAAGAGUAGGAAGAAAAAGGCUCCGACUCUACGUGAUGAAGACUUUGAACCAUUCAAAGACCGAAUCCUCGAACUCUAUGAGACGCACAAGCUGCCACUUGAGAAGGUUAAAACCGUGAUUGAGGAGGAAUUCGGCUUCACCGCUCAACCACGGCAGUAUCAGAGCCGCAUAACCAAAUGGGGCAAAGACAAGAAUGUCAAGAAAGUGGAGAUGAAAGCCAUCGUCCGGAAGCAUCAGCAGAGAGAAAUUCUCGAGACUGACAAAAGGAAGCUGUGUUUCACCGUCAGAGGUAGAGAGGUAGACGCAGGUAAGAUCGACCGAUGGAUGGAAAGAAAUGAUGUCCCACGAAAUGAUCUGUACGCUCCAAGUCCUGCAGCAUUCAAUUGCAGAACAAUCUCUGAGAGAGGUUCCCUCGCCCACAGUCCAGCUUUAUCAGAAAUGGGUCUCACCUUCUCUUCGGGCGGCAUCACACCAGUAGCUCAGAGUCCAAUGGCAUCUUCUCCCGCACUCUCCUUACGAGGAAUAAUCCAAGGCCGCGGCAGUACUUUCACUGGACAGAGUCCGGCGCCUUUCUAUCAAGCUCUUCCUGCCCUACGCCCGGCUUCUGAUCCAUCAGCUACAAGUCCUGUCCAUCCACUGCCAAGUUCUACUUUAAACUCCCGGCAGUAUCGCUACAAACAAGCCGAUGAAGAUCGUCUACGGUCAGAACUAUCUGUGGCGGAGACCUUGUUCGGCUCCGAGCAUGUUGAGACCCUUCGUGUAUUGGCCGUCUUGACCGAAGUUCUUCUUGAUCAAGGGAGAUACAAAUCCGCCGAAGAAAUGAUUCGCAGAGCGAUUGCAGGCUAUCAGAAGACAAUAGGCGGACACGAUAUUCGCACUCUCGAUGUUUUGGAACUCCUGGGGCAAGUUUUCGCUUGGCAGGGCCGGUACCAGCAGGCCUCAAAACUCCAAGAAGAGCUACUUGAGACCAAAAGGGUGGCUCUUGGCGACGAGCAUCGAUCCACUGUGUCCUGCAUGGCUCUUCUGUCAAGGGUGUAUCGGAAUCAAUACCGGUGGGAAAAGGCUGCUUUAAUUUCUGAGCGAGUGCUAGAAAUAUCCAAGAGGAUAUGGGGUGAAGCGGACACCGAUACGCUGACAAGCAUGGCGGAUUUGGGGUUGGCAUACAUGCACUUGGGGCGAUCAGAAGAGAGCAAACAUCUAAUAGAGCAUGCCUUCAAAUUAAGCAAUAAUCUCCUCGGGGAUGAGCAUUUUGCUACUCUGCGCAUCAUGUCUGGCCUGCGAGUUUCAUAUGCACGACAGAGCGAUUGGGCUCGGGCAGAGAUGCUUUCAAUGCAACUUGUCAACACAUAUAUGAGAAUACUGGGCGAAGAACACCCCCACACUUUGAUCUCCAAAGCUGAAUUGGCUUAUACAUAUGGAGGCCUAGGACAAUUAGAAAAGGCCGAAGAGACAGGAGAGCAAGUGCUCCAGGUACAGAAAAGAAUAUUUGGGAAGAACCAUCCUGAUACACUGCAAACUGCAGAAACCCUGAUGUAUGUAUACAAGAAGCAAAACGAAUAUGGAAAGGCUGAGGAGCUCGGAAGGUAUAUUCAGGAGAUGAAAGGGGCCAGCCAGGCGGAUAUUUAG